Sordaria macrospora k-hell is the source of this 1695-nucleotide messenger RNA. RefSeq lists its product as uncharacterized. The record is from RefSeq and is a predicted model, not a curated record. Gene Ontology annotation, biological process: protein farnesylation. Gene Ontology annotation, molecular function: protein farnesyltransferase activity. Gene Ontology annotation, cellular component: protein farnesyltransferase complex. NCBI's taxonomy places the organism in Eukaryota, Fungi, Ascomycota, Sordariomycetes, Sordariales, Sordariaceae.
AUGGUGGUGCGCACAAAGGGAGCGCGGUGCCGGAAUCGCGCCAUCUUCAUUCGCAAGUUUCCCAAACAAAAGGGGGACAUGGCCGCCGCCUCCAACCCGACCUCUCAAGAAGGGGCCGCUACUAGUACUUCUUCUCAGCAGCAGCAGCCAAACCUGGACGCCAUCACCGACGACGAUUUUGAAUACGUCGACGAGGAGUUUGUCUCCAAUUAUACCCCAGAAGAAGCAGUUCAACCACAGCCCACCGAACCCAUGAUUCCCGACCUGUUCAAGCAGCCUCCCCUGGUGAAGGAUGACCUCAUCACCGACACCUCCAAGCUCCAGGACCAGACGGUCGAACACUGUCUACCCUUCCUGGCCGGCCAGGAUGGGCCCCUCGAGCUGAAUGACUAUGGCCUCCCCAGGCUGAACAGGGAGAAGCAUAUCAAGUUCCUGAAGCAGUCCCUUGGGCCGUUACCAGGUCGCUUUGUGGGAAUGGAUGCUAGUAGGCCAUGGUUCCUGUACUGGUGCCUGUCUGGUCUCACCAUGAUGGGGGAGGAUGUGUCCAGUUACCGGGAGAGCGUCAUUGCGACUGCUCGCACCAUGCAGAAUGAGUCUGGAGGGUUCGGGGGAGGUCAUGGACAGCUUUCGCAUCUGGCUACUACCUAUUCCGUUAUCUUGGCUAUCGCCCUGGUUGGAGGUGAGGAGGCUUAUAAUGUUAUCGAUAGGAAGGGCAUGUGGAAAUGGCUUUGCACGUUGAAGCAGCCUGAUGGUGGCUUUCAGGUGUGUGUAGGAGGUGAGGAGGAUAUCAGGGGGGCAUAUAUCGCGGCUGUUGUCAUCACCCUGCUCGAUCUACCUCUGGACUUGACACCAGAAUCUCCUGCAUAUGACGGUGGUCGUUCCAACCUGUUGACCGGCAUGGCGGAAUAUGUGCGUAGCUGCCAAACCUUUGAGGGCGGGAUUUCUAGUCAACCCAACAACGAGGCACAUGGCGCGUAUGCCUUUUGCGCUCUUGCCUGUCUCGCCCUCCUAGACAACCCUCGCCGGAUCAUCCCAAGACACACAGACACACAGACAAGCAGACAGCUAACAGCCCUCUCCUCCCCACUCACCAGCUACCUAGACAUUCCCCGCCUCGUCUCCUGGCUGUCUUACCGGCAAUACGCUCCCGAAGGCGGGUUCUCGGGACGCACCAACAAGCUGGUUGACGGCUGCUACAGCCACUGGGUGGGCGGAUGUUUCCCUCUUAUUGAGGCAUGUCUCAGUCCCUCCGGCUCCGGUUCCGAGAAGGAGAACAACAAGACAGCCACCAGUGGUCUUGCGGCGGCGCCGGAGAGCCUGUACAACAGGGAGGGCCUUAUUCGGUAUAUCCUCUCUUGUUGCCAGGACCAGACGAAGCGGGGUGGGUUGAGGGAUAAGCCAUAUAAAAUGUCAGACGCCUACCACACCAAUUACGUCCUCUCCGGCCUCUCCUCCGCCCAACACCAAUGGGACCUAGACAGCGACCCUCUCCCUCUUCCCGAGGGCGAGACCACGCCCACCAUGGCCGCGUUAGGCGCCGACUCCAUCUGGAAUGUGUUUCCUUUCAUCGACGACAACGACCAGGUCUACGAAGACUCGGACCGCGUCCGGCCUAUCCACCCGGCUUAUGCGAUUCCGCAGAAGAACGUGGCGGGCAUUAGGGCGUAUUUUCAGGGGAGGAGUGGGUUUGCUUAG